CUGGGGAUUGCUAUUUGACCUCGGGAACCGUCCCAGUCCAGUCAGUCCAGUCAGUCUAUUCAGUCCGCCAACCUGAUGGUUGAAGGCCUGAGAGGGGAUGGCCGUUUGAUGACCAAGACCAUGAGUCACUCCCAGAUGCUGUGGUGCAAUCAAUCGACAUUGUUCUGGCGGCCCUUGUCGAAUGAACAUUCACAGUCCUAACUUAGGUGUUUACAUUGUUCAUAGCCCCAAUAAAACAUUGUGGAAAAGAGAACUUGUCCGGGCCCUCAACUCCAUUCCUGAUUCAUCUGUCCGAUAGAUCACUCACCGCCCCCGCCAUGAUGUCCGGUUUUUCGGGCUUCGACCUCUUUGAUCCGGGUACGUCGGACGAACCCGCUUCGUGGGAUGAUUUGGGCUGCCUAUCGGCCUCGGCCUUUCUGGCCCAAUCCAAGCCCGUAUCCAGACGGGUUCUCCCGCCCCGAUCCAAGACGGCUAUCGAUCUAACGCACUUGAAGACACAGCCUAUUGGUACGUUCCGCAUCCGGACCCGCAUGCACUCGUCGCACAGCGAGGGCGAUUUCACCUCAUUGCCGCCCGAGCCUCAACAGGGCAACAUUGAGUACAAGCUCAAACUGGUCAACCCCACCGAGCAACGCCUUGAACAUCUAGUCACGCAAAUGAAAUGGCGAUUACGCGAAGGACAAGGUGAGGCCAUUUACGAGAUCGGCGUCGAGGACAAUGGCCUGAUGACCGGUCUCUCCGAAGAGGAUCUGACCUCGAGUUUGGACACGUUACGGGAAAUGGCUCGCCGAUUGGGCGCCACCAUCAACGUGCUCCGGGAAAAGGUCACCACGACCGAGCAUGGAUUACGUACGGUGGCCGAAGUGUUGGUCAGGAAAGUUCCUGACGAUCAGCAAUGUAUUGACUUGCGUGUGUGUGUCUUGGGCAAUGCGGAUGUGGGUAAAUCCACUCUGGUGGGUGUGUUGACCCAAGGCCACUUGGAUAAUGGUCGAGGGCGGGCCCGUUUGAACAUGUUUCGCCAUCUCCACGAGAUUCAAUCUGGACGCACAUCGUCCAUCUCCCAUGAGCUUUUGGGAUUCGAUGCCGAUGGACAAGCCAUUGAUUAUGUCCAGUGCAAUACGGCUGAGGAGAUUUGCGAGCACUCCAGCAAGCUCAUCACGUUCAUUGAUUUGGCCGGACAUCAAAAGUACUUGCGAACCACGAUAUCUGGACUGACGGGAUAUUGUCCUCAUUAUGUGAUGUUAGUGAUAAGUGCGAGUGCGGGCGUGGUGCCGAUGACCCAGGAUCUGCUUUCCAUGGCCGUGGCUUUGGAGGUUCCCUUCUUUGUGAUGGUUACCAAAGUGGACAUGACUCCCAAGCCCAAACUUCAAGCCACUCUUGCCUCUCUCCAAAGCCUUCUCACCAGUGUCGGAGCCAAUAAAGUGCCCCUCGUCGUCAAAACAGCCGACCAUUGCAUUACAGCGGCGGGAAACGCCCUCAAGGAGAAUGUGGUGCCGAUUUUCUGCGUCAGUGCCGUCACCGGGACCGGCUUGACCCUGGCCAAGAAGUUCCUCCAUCUCCUCCCACCUGGUGCCGGGCUCAAAGAGCAGGAGAAACUGGAGCAAGACCAUCCCGAGUUCCAGAUUGACGAGAUCUUCGACGUGCCUCAUGUGGGUACAGUGGUUGGUGGGCUGGUCACUCAAGGCAUCAUUACGGAGGGCAUGACCAUGAACCUGGGACCUUUCCCUGAUGGCCACUUCCAAUCUGUGAGUGUGAGCUCAAUCAAACGGAACCGCGCUGGAUGCCGCUUGGUUCGUGCCACACAAUCGGCGGCCUUGGCCAUUGACUUUCCAUUUUCGGAUCUGCGCCGAGGCAUGAGUCUUGUGGAUCCUCGAGCCACGGAAACCCACGCCUGUCUGUAUUUCCAGGCCAAGAUUUCGGUGCUAUUCCAUCCUAAGGCCAUUUCGCCCGGAUUUCAGACCAGUGUUCACAUUGGUAAUGUGCGACAAACCGCCGUUAUGGAGGCCAUUAUUGCCGCCAAGGGCUUGCAAAACAACGACCAAGCCUCUGUGAUCUUCCGGUUUAUUCGACAUCCGGAAUACAUCAAAGUAGGGCAGAGACUGCUUUUCCGAGAUGGCCGAUCCAAAGGGAUCGGGAAGAUCACCCAGAUUUUCCCCUACGAAAAACCGGUCACUGGUUCUUAACCGGUAUCCUUUCUUCUGUUUUCAUCGCAACGUACUGAGAGGCAAUAUCUCUCAGUAUUCAGACGACAAGUCUCUUUAGUUUUUAAAUCGCGACUCUCACAACAAAGUAAGCCAAAAUUAGGAACAGUCCAAAUUGGUCGUCCCGGGAGACUCCCUUGGGACGGGCGAAAAGAUGCUGUUCCAUUUUUGAACAAAAAAUGUUAAUUAUGGAUCCCUUUAAUUAACAUGUUUCUUAACAAAUGAGAGCAUAUUUUGAGACGAGCCUCAGGUGUUACUAGAUAUAUUUCACACCAUUGCCAUCCCAUGUGAAGAAGAGAUCUCCCAUCUUCAUCCUCUCCUCCAAAAAACCGACCUGCUUGGUUUCUGUCCAAGAUUUGUUUCAAGUUUUAUGUUGUUGGUGACAUCUCUUGUUCCACCGACCAAAUGAUAAUUCCCGAAUGACGGAAUGAUCCACACGCGCGAAUAAAUAAGAAA
Tigriopus californicus is the source of this 2657-nucleotide messenger RNA. RefSeq names its product GTP-binding protein 2-like. Bases 318 to 2183 code for a protein of 621 amino acids. The transcript is spliced from 5 exons. Gene Ontology annotation, molecular function: GTP binding; GTPase activity; translation elongation factor activity. The record is from RefSeq and is a predicted model, not a curated record. NCBI's taxonomy places the organism in Eukaryota, Metazoa, Arthropoda, Copepoda, Harpacticoida, Harpacticidae. Gene Ontology annotation, biological process: translational elongation.